CGUCGUAGUAAAAGGGGAACCACAUUUAUUUUUGAACAUAUCCAUAUAAAUAUAAUCGCCUCCUCGAAUGACCUCACACGACUAUCAACAAUCAUGAAGAAGACAACGUUCGCAAUCGUUUGCGUUCUGCUCAUCGUUUUACCCACACUCGUGCACUGUUCUUGUCCGACAAUUGUUUCUCGAUCGGAAUGGGGAGCAAGAAGAGCAAAAGGAACGACAAGUUUAAAAAUAAAUCCCGCUCCGUAUGCCAUAAUCCACCACGCCGAUACGCCGCCGUGUACCAGCGAAUCUCAGUGCAAGAGCAGAGUGAAAAACGUCCAGGACUACCACCAGAACACCAGAAAAUGGGACGACAUCGGUUACAACUUCUUGAUUGGGGGUGACGGAAAAGUGUACGAAGGCAGAGGAUGGGGUUUAAGUGGCGCCCACGCUCCCAACUACAACUCCAAGAGCAUCGGUAUCUGUUUCAUCGGCAAAUUCGACAGCGUCAGUCCAAGUGAAGCACAGCUGCAAGCUGCCAGAGAUCUGUUAAGUUGUGGCGUUGAUUCCGGAAAACUGUCGCCCAGUUACAAACUGUUGGGUCACAAACAAGUUCGACAAACUUCUUGUCCCGGAAAUUCUUUGUACGCCAUCAUUAAACAAUGGCCGAAUUGGGCCCCAAAUCCAUAAAAAAAUAUCUUCAAUCCACAUUUGUAUUUAUUAAUUUAAAUAAAUAACACUUUCCUUUA
This is a messenger RNA of Aethina tumida (small hive beetle), 728 nucleotides long. RefSeq names its product peptidoglycan-recognition protein 2. Bases 94 to 669 code for a protein of 191 amino acids. Lineage: Eukaryota; Metazoa; Arthropoda; Insecta; Coleoptera; Nitidulidae. The record is from RefSeq and is a predicted model, not a curated record. Gene Ontology annotation, molecular function: N-acetylmuramoyl-L-alanine amidase activity; peptidoglycan binding; zinc ion binding. The transcript has 4 exons. Gene Ontology annotation, biological process: peptidoglycan catabolic process; innate immune response.